Herpailurus yagouaroundi (jaguarundi) is the source of this 2688-nucleotide messenger RNA. It is a transcript of the gene YJU2B, whose product is annotated as YJU2 splicing factor homolog B. Gene Ontology annotation, biological process: mRNA splicing, via spliceosome. The coding region runs from base 202 to 1776 and encodes 524 amino acids. The record is from RefSeq and is a predicted model, not a curated record. NCBI's taxonomy places the organism in Eukaryota, Metazoa, Chordata, Mammalia, Carnivora, Felidae. The transcript is spliced from 12 exons. Gene Ontology annotation, cellular component: U2-type spliceosomal complex; post-mRNA release spliceosomal complex.
CGCGGGGAGUGCGCCACGCCCCCUUGCGCGCUCGGGACUCACUUCCGGGCACUGGCACGGCGUGACGUCAGGAGGAGGGCAGGGAGUCCCAGGAGACUUCUGGCUUGAGGCAGGGAGUCGACACCGCGCAAUCUGCGAUCCGUGUCUCAUCACCUCUUCAGAUCAGCCGAUCCGUCGAGGGAUCAGUAGGCAGCUCACGAGAUGGGUGAAAGGAAAGGUGUAAACAAGUAUUACCCUCCGGAUUUCAAUCCCGAAAAGCAUGGCUCUCUCAACCGGUACCACAACAGCCACCCGCUACGGGAGCGGGCUCGGAAGCUGUCCCAAGGCAUCCUCAUUAUCAGGUUUGAGAUGCCCUAUAACAUCUGGUGCGAUGGCUGCAAGAACCACAUCGGCAUGGGUGUUCGUUACAAUGCAGAAAAGAAGAAGGUUGGCAAUUAUUACACAACGCCCAUCUACAGGAAGACCCCCCACCUCGAUGCUCUCAGCCUGGAAUGCUCUUCCCCAGACAUCUGCAAGGCUCCCUCUCCUUCCUUGGGUUUCUGCUCUAACACCACCUCUCAGAGAGGCCUCUUCCAGAGCAGCACUCACCCCCCCAACACUGGUUGCUUGUGCAUUUGCUGCGAGCAUGGCCCCUGCUGGGAUGUCAGCCCCUCUAAGAGCAGGUUGACGUCCUUCACCGCCGUGUCCUCAGCAGCCGCUGCCAAGCCUGCCGCAGGGCAGCCUCGCUCGGGAGGGUUUGUUGAAUGCACGAAGGAGCAAACUCCAGACAGAAGGUCAGCUCUGGGGCGAUGGGACGGUGUGUGUCUCACCCACAGCCAUGACCCCAGACACAGAGCUUGGUUCCGGAUGAAAUGCCACCUGUGUGUCAACUACAUCGAGAUGCAGACGGACCCCGCCAACUGCGACUACGUGAUUGUGAGUGGCGCCCAGCGCAAGGAGGAGCGCUGGGACAUGGAGGACAACGAGCAGGUGCUGACGACAGAGCAUGAGAAGAAGCAGAAGCUGGAGACGGACGCCAUGUUUCGCCUGGAGCACGGCGAGGCCGACCGGAGCACGCUCCAGAAGGCCCUCCCCACCCUGAGCCACAUCCAGGAGGCCCAGAGCGCCUGGAAGGAUGACUUCGCUCUCAACAGCAUGCUGCGGAAAAGGUUCCGGGAGAAGAAAAAAGCCAUGCAGGAGGAGGAGGAGAGGGACCAGGCGUUGCAGGCUAAGGCGAGCCUGGCCAUCCCGCUGGUGCCCGAGACGGAGGACGACCGCAAGCUGGCCGCCCUGCUCAAGUUCCACACCCUGGACUCCUACGAGGACAAGCAGAAACUCAAGCGGACGGAGAUCAUCAGCCGCUCCUGGUUCUCCUCCACCCCGGGACCCCGCGCCGGCAGCAGCAAAGCCGGCAGCGCCCUGAAGAAGCUGGCCCAGAACCGCAGAUGCGCACCCGUCGGCUCCCCCAUCACCACAGAGGACCUGGGCAUCGUGCGGCGGCGGUCCCGAGAGGCCUUGGAGAACCUCCGGCUCGCCGCGGAGACCCCCAAGCCUGGGGCGCCAUGGGUGCCGGAGGGGAACACCCAGGACAGGCCCGCAUCCCCCCCAGACUGCUCUCCGGAGACAGCCGAGACCCCCAGGAGCAGGGGACCUCUGGGGCAGGCGGGGAAAGGUCAGGACAGACCCCGGUCCCCACCAGGCCCCUCUCAGGAGGCAGCCACCUCCCAGGACACACCACACCCGGGCACCCUCAGCUCCUCCCUGGUGGCCGAUUACUCCGACUCCGAGAGUUGCUAGAUGGGCCCAGGGGCUGACUCCCCCCGCACCCCACCACCCAGCUAAGCUUCGCAGGACCCUCACCAGCCAGCGUGAUGCUACGGCCACAGCCACGAUCCCCGCCCAGCAUGAGGGUUUCACUGUGGUAGCUCAGGUUGGCCUGCAAUCAGAGCGGACUUCCCAGAGGAGGCAGUACAGUCUCAGUGCGAAAGGUGGACGGGGGACUGGGCAGCAGGAACCGUACAGUUAGGACUGGGAACAUAGGAGGUGCCUGAAGCAGUCAAACCUGGAGCAUGCAAGUGUGGGGUUUUCAUUUUUCCCAGCCUGUAGGGGUACCUUGGAAAGGUCACGAAAAGGCCCCCUCCCCUACCCCCUUCCCUGCCAUGGUGCAUCUUUUGGAGGGAACUGGUAAACUGAACAGGAAAUAGCUCAGAAACAGCAGGGCAUCAACCCAGAAACCCAACCGGCCACCUCCCCUUAAACCGGGGAAAAGGAAGAGCAUUUAACAAAUGUGGGGGUUUGUAGCCCCAGGGGAUAUGGCAGUGACCCAGCCACACAGUGCACUAGGUGCUGAGGUCCUGGCCAGAUUCAUAUUUCGCCUGAGGGGGCAUGGUGGCCCUAGGGGCUGUCCCCAGCCCACCAGCCUUUGCUCCCUGCAGGGAAGGGAAGGUUUCAGGGCAACGGUAAGAGCCCCUUAGUCUCUGAAAUACCCAAUGCGGGCCUUUGUUUGAGACCACCUUCAGCAUUCUCUGUGGCUGAAGAAAUCAGGCACCUAAGGGUGCCCACCCGGGAUUUGGGGUCCUUGCUGCGAGCCCUUAACUCCGGUCAGCCGAACGGUAAACAACGUGGCCCCAGAAACGGUGCGCUCUGGUUUCCAGAAGGCGGCUAACUGCCCAAACUCGGCCCUGGGGUAGGGCGGGCUCGGCCUCCUGG